UUGUUCUUGUGUUACUCAUUCAUGCAAAUUGGAGAAGGUAUAAUUGAAACAAGGUUGGCAGUGUUUGAGGCAGUGUGCUGCAGCUGAGCUCAGCUUAAAGGUCGCUGGAAAUCAAGUGCUUUGUAAGUGAAGGCAUUUUGACUACAAGCGAUUCAAGACAUUUUGGAAACGUCAGUCUCAGGAAUGGGUCGUCUUUUUCUUUCUGUGAUAUCUGGUAUCUAAUGUUUUACUUAGGAUAAAGACUACUACUUAAGAGCUCUUUUAGGCACCACAAAUGAUUUUUUCUUUCAGUGCAGUGCAGCUGCUUCUAGCCUGUCUACAGACAGAGAUCUUUGUUAUGACUUUUAGCCCUUAACAUGUUUGGAAAUGAGAACAAAUGGCACAAAGCUUACGAUUGCACUUUGCAGCCAGAAGAAGCAAUACUUAUCCUUUGUCAGAAACCUCCGGAGAUGAUUUGGAUAGCAGUGUUCACAUGUGCUUCAAAAGACCAACACGGAUUUCAACGUCUAACGUUGUUCAAAUGAAGCUGACUCCCAGACAGACUGCGCUAGCUCCGUUCUUAAAGGAGAACGUUAAGUCUCGGGAAAGAUCAUCUGUUCCUUCACCUGAAAAUGUUAAUAAAAAGAGCAGCUGUCUACAGAUUUCACUACAGCCAACAAGGUACAGUGGAUGUCUUCAGUCUAGCAAUGUCUUAGCUGAUGGCGAUGAUGCUUCAUUUGCUUGUGUCUUGAAGGAAGGCAUUUACAGCAUUGCUGAGGUUGAUAAUGAACUGAAUGCUGUGAAUGAUGGUAACCUUUUAGGCAGUUCUGCCAUUUGCAGUGGUAGCCUUAGUAACUUUUCAGCCAGUGAGAAUGGGUCUUACAGCAGCAACGGUAGUGAUUAUGGGUCAUGCACGAGUAUCACAAGUGGAGGUUCAUACACCAACAGUAUCCUCAGUGACAGCAGUGGUUAUACUUUUACACCAACUGAUGAUACUUUUUUUGGUGGAAAUUUAUCUGCGGACAGCACCUCCAAUAGAAGUGUGCCAAACAGGAAUAUUACUCCAUGUGAAAUUUUUUCAAGAAGUACAAGUACAGUUCCGUUUGUCCAAGAUGACUUGGAGCAUGGACUAGAGAUUAUGAAAUUGCCAGUGAGCAGGAACUCGAAAAUUCCACUAAAACGUUGUUCAUCCUUAGUCAUUUUUCCUAGGAGUCCUUCAAAUACUCCACCAACUUCUCCAACAAAUACAGGUACUCUUCCAAGCAAAGGAUCCUAUCAAACCUCACACCAGUUUAUUAUUUCUCCUAGUGAAGUUGCCCACAAUGAAGAUGGUACUAGUGCAAAGGGAUUUCUUUCAACAGCUGUCAACGGACUUCGGUUAUCUAAAACAAUCUGUGCUCCUGGAGAAGGAAGAGACAUACGACCACUUCACGGGAAGGGCUCAUUACAAAAGAAAAUGGUUGUUGCAAAUAAUAGUCCAAAUCAGACUGUCUGUGAAAAGUCAUCUGAAGGAUAUUCUUGUGUUUCAGUGCAUUUCACCCAACAAAAAGAAACUACAUUAGAUUGUGAAACAGCAAAUGGUGAUUAUAAACCAGAGAUGUCAGAAAUUAAGCUUAAUUCUGGUUCAGAGUAUAUUAAGCUUAUGCAUAGAACAUCUGCAUGUUUACCAUCCUCCCAAAAUGUAGAUUAUCAAAUAAAUAUCAAUGGACAGUUGGAAAGACCAAAUUCACAGAUAAACAAAAACCAUGCUAUCUUACAAAGAAGUAUUUCAUUGGGAGGAACUUAUCCAAAUGUUUCCUGUUUAUCCAGCCUUAAGCACAAUUGUUGUAAGGGGGGACCAUCUCAAUUACUUAUAAAGUUUGCAUCUGGAAGUGAAGGUAAAGUUAAUAAUUUAUCGAGAGACAGCAACAGAGAUUUCGCAAAUGAACUGUCUAAUUCUUUGAAGCAUUCUUGUGAGACAAGAGAUGAUUUCCUAGGUCAAGUGGAUGUUCCUCUUUAUCCGUUACCGACAGAAAAUCCAAGAAUGGAGAGACCAUAUACAUUUAAGGAUUUUGUUCUUCACCCAAGAAGUCACAAAUCAAGAGUUAAAGGUUAUCUGAGAUUAAAAAUGACUUAUUUACCUAAAACCAAUGGGUCAGAAGAAGAUACCGCAGAACAGGCUGAGGAAUUAGAGCCUGGCUGGGUUGUUUUGGACCAACCAGAUGCUGCUUGCCAUUUGCAGCAGCAACAAGAACCUUCUCCUCUACCUCCAGGAUGGGAAGAGAGGCAGGAUAUUCUUGGAAGGACCUACUAUGUAAACCAUGAAUCUAGAAGAACACAGUGGAAAAGACCAACCCCUCAGGACAACCUAACAGAUGCUGAGAACGGUAACAUUCAACUGCAAGCACAACGUGCGUUUACCACCAGGCGUCAGAUAUCUGAGGAAACAGAAAGUGUUGACAACCGCGAGUCUUCCGAGAGCUGGGAAAUUAUAAGAGAAGAGGAAGCCACCAUGUGUAGCAAUCAGGCCUUCCCAUCACUUCCACCAUCAAAUAACUUGGAUGCUCAGACUCAUCUUGCAGAAGAUUUGAAUGCCAGACUCACUCUUUGUGGAAAUUCAGCCACCAGCCAGCCAGUGUCCAGCUCAAGUCAUUCCAGCAGAAGAGGCAGCUUACAAGCCUAUACUUUUGAGGAACAGCCUACACUUCCUGUGCUUUUGCCUACUUCAUCUAGAUUACCACCAGGUUGGGAAGAAAAACAGGAUGAAAGAGGCAGAUCGUAUUAUGUAGAUCACAACUCCAGAACUACAACCUGGACAAAGCCCACUACACAGGCCACAGUGGAGACCAGUCAGCUGUCAUCAAGCCAGAGCUCCUCUGCAAGCACUCAGCCACAGGUCCCCACAGGUGAUUCAGCACAGCAGGCGACCCAGCCAUCUGAAAUAGAGCAAGGAUUCCUUCCUAAAGGCUGGGAAGUCCGGCAUGCGCCAAAUGGGAGGCCUUUCUUUAUUGACCACAACACCAAAACCACCACCUGGGAAGAUCCAAGACUGAAAAUUCCAGCUCAUCUGAGAGGAAAGACAUCACUUGAUUCUUCCAGUGAUCUGGGGCCUUUACCUCCAGGAUGGGAAGAAAGAACUCACACAGAUGGAAGAAUCUUCUACAUAAAUCACAAUAUAAAAAGAACACAAUGGGAAGAUCCUCGGUUGCAGAAUGUAGCAAUAACUGGACCAGCAGUGCCCUACUCCAGGGAUUACAAAAGAAAGUAUGAGUUCUUCCGAAGAAAGUUGAAGAAGCAGAAUGACAUUCCAAACAAAUUUGAAAUGAAACUUCGCCGUGCCACUGUUCUUGAGGACUCCUACAGGAGGAUUAUGGGUGUCAAGAGAGCAGACUUCCUCAAGGCUCGACUGUGGAUUGAGUUUGAUGGUGAAAAGGGAUUAGAUUAUGGAGGAGUCGCCAGAGAAUGGUUCUUCCUGAUCUCGAAGGAAAUGUUUAACCCUUAUUAUGGGUUGUUUGAAUAUUCUGCUACGGAUAAUUAUACACUACAGAUAAAUCCAAAUUCUGGAUUGUGUAAUGAAGAUCACCUCUCCUACUUCAAGUUUAUUGGCCGGGUAGCUGGAAUGGCAGUCUACCAUGGAAAACUGUUGGAUGGUUUUUUCAUCCGCCCAUUUUACAAGAUGAUGCUACACAAACCAAUAAUACUUCAUGAUAUGGAAUCAGUGGAUAGUGAAUAUUACAAUUCACUAAGAUGGAUUCUUGAAAAUGAUCCAACAGAAUUGGACCUCAGGUUUGUCAUAGAUGAAGAACUUUUUGGACAGACACAUCAACAUGAGUUGAAAAAUGGUGGAUCAGAAAUAGUUGUCACCAAUAAGAACAAAAAGGAAUAUAUUUAUCUUGUAAUACAGUGGCGAUUUGUAAACCGAAUCCAGAAGCAAAUGGCUGCUUUCAAAGAGGGAUUUUUUGAACUAAUACCACAGGAUCUCAUCAAAAUUUUCGAUGAAAAUGAACUAGAGCUUCUUAUGUGUGGAUUGGGAGACGUCGAUGUGAACGACUGGAGAGAACAUACAAAGUAUAAGAAUGGCUACAAUAUCAAUCAUCAAGUCAUACAGUGGUUUUGGAAGGCUGUUUUAAUGAUGGAUUCAGAAAAAAGAAUAAGAUUACUUCAGUUUGUCACUGGCACAUCCCGUGUGCCCAUGAAUGGAUUUGCUGAACUAUAUGGCUCAAAUGGACCACAGUCAUUUACAGUUGAACAGUGGGGUACCCCUGAAAAGCUGCCAAGAGCUCAUACGUGCUUUAAUCGUUUGGACUUGCCACCCUAUGAAUCAUUCGAAGAAUUAUGGGAUAAACUUCAGAUGGCGAUUGAGAACACUCAGGGUUUUGAUGGAGUGGAUUAGAAGACAAAUAACAAUCCACGGUGUUUUACUGCCACUUUUUUAUAAGCAAAGUCUUGACUUAAAAUUUUCCAGGGAACUACUAAAACAUGGCCAUUGAUUCUUCCCAGAUAUGGAGAAAAUCUUAUAAAAGCGUUAGAAGAAAUAGUAUGACAACUUCAUGAUUUCACUCACUUUUAAGUAACGUGUUGCAUCUACACAGUUGUCGCAUCCUAUCUUUAGAGUUCACACUCGAGGAUAGAAGUCCUGUGUACCUGAAAUAGUGAGUUUUGUCCUUAACAUUUACCUCUUUUACAGUAUUUGCCAGGCAGUUCUUAAACUACUGAAAUUAUAACUGUGAAAUAUUUGUGAUAAGUGUCAUAUGUGAAAAGUUUGAUGCUUUUUGAGAAGGGAAACUGAAAUUUGGAAAAGAAUACUUUAAUAUGGAGUAAACAACAAUAUAUUUAGUGCUGCCUGCAGCUAUUUAUUGUUUUGUAGACCUGCCUAAUGCACCUUACUGCCUAGAUUUUUGGAAAAACCUUGGAAAGUGUGUUACCUAUAUUUUUAGUCAACUGACUCACUUGCAAAAAAUUGUUUACUUCUUCAUUUUAAAAGUAUUUGGCUUUUGUGAAUAUAUAGUUUUACUAAACAAAGUGGUUCAUAAGACAUGUGAAGCAAAUUCAGAUUUGCAAAGGGUGAAAAGUGUUAACGCCUUCCUCUUGCCUGUGUGUCUUGAUGGUUCAUUGGUAUAGUCAUCACUCAUGUUUUAGUUUAAAGAAUUCCGUCUUCAGACAUUAAAGCUCCACAAAGCAGUAUUUCUAAAUAUGCCUUGAAGAACUAAGUUAAACGUAUAGUACUUUCCUUUACUAGUCAUUCUGUACACUUGCCCAAUUAUGUAGUGAAUAUAUGUUUACAGGGUUUAUUAUGUUUACAGAUUAAGCUCUUUUCUGUAGUUUCAUUUUUGUAUUUUCAGUAUUUCACUUUAAUCAAAAAACCAAAUAAUUUGUUAAAAAUAACCAAAGAAUAGUUAAGAUGCAUAAUUUGUAUUAAAUUUAUUACGGUAUUAUGCUUUUUAAAAAUACUGUUUACUAUGAAAAUGAUGGUGUUUUACUAUAAAUCCAAAACUCUUUAGGCAGAAUGCUACAGGUAGAAUUCUACUUUAACCAAAUUGAAGUGCAUAAAAGUUCUGUGCAUGCAUUCAACAAACGUUUCCUGCAUGCCUGCUGUGUGCAGAGCUCUGUGCUAGGCCCUGGGGGUGCGAGCUGUCAGCUUUGAAGAGAGCUAGCUCAGUCCCCAGCCUCAAGGAACUUAUAGGUAUGUAAACAAUCAAAGUAGGGGUGAGCAGAAUAAGAGGAAAGGGAAAGAUAAAGUGUGCCAAGACUGUAUUUAUAGGUUUCAUAGCUGUAUUGGAAUGAUUAUAUAGAAUAUGCUCUUGCAAAAAGUUAAACCUAUUUCUCAAUAUGGUAUCUUGGGGAUUUAGGAAUAAUUGUAGAUAUAUGUUAUGAAUCUCCUUAAAUACAUAUAUACUCUGAGAGUUGUAAGAAGUGCUUCUGACUAUUGGUUUAAAUUGGUUAGGGUAUAUAAAAUGAUGGGCACCUGUCGGCACCUGGUAGAGAUCUCUCCUGGUAGAGGAGCAGAAUCACUUUCCAGACACCCCGUCAACAGCUCAGCUUAGGGAAAGUAAUUCACACAUCAGCGCACCUCGUGUUUUAUCUUCGCCUGUGUUAACCUGCAUUCAGGCAAGACCACCAGAUGUAGUCCUAGUUUUAUCACUUACCAACUGUUUAAGCUGAAGCAACUUUCUUAACAUCUCUGCCCUCUUGUUUCUUCAUCUGUCAAAUGAGAACAAUGCCCACCCUCAUUGUCAUGUAAGAUUGUUGUAAGUUCCAUUAAGAUGCUCUGUGCCGUAUCAUACAACCAGAAGAUGCUUUGUGCUUUGUGCUGACCAUCAGAUUUUGUCAAGUCAGGUGUGCACACUAACUACACUCCCAAAGAAGAAUCUCUUUAUUUAAAAAUGAGUGUUAAUAUACAAGGAAGUAGGAACAUCUCUGACGUUGAAUACGUCCAGAUAUAUAUGUAUACAUAGAUUUACCUAUACAUGGAUCUUACUAUUAGAAUUCACUUUCUCCACAUCAGCAAAGUAAUAUUAAUAUGGGCCCAUGCACUUUGGAAUGUCGUCAUUAUAUAGAACUGAAUGUGGAAACUAUUUUUGUUAAAACAGGAUUUUACCGUAUGAUUGUUUAAAUAUCACUUCUGUGAAAUAUCAUAGCGGAUAUCAGAGCUUGAGAAAAUAUAAAGCUUGCUUUUCAUCUGACUAAUAUUCACUUGGAUGAUCCUGUGAUUCAGAUAAAACAGUGUGUUAAUGAGACCAGACACUCCCACCAGCCCCCAGCCCCUGACCAUCGUCCCUUUCGUCUCCCAGGUGUGGGCAGACGGUCCAGAAGGAACCUGUAUCAAGCAACACACCCCUCAUCCCAGAUAGAAAAGUAUCUCAAAUGCAUUCUAUGGCUGGAGAAUAAAUAGGGUGAUUUUCAUGAAGUGAGGACAUCAUAUUUUUCUAGAAAUUAUAAGCACAUAAUUUUAGCCUAUAUUUUCUCUAUAAUCAAACAAAUUUUAACAUAGACGUAAAAUUGUAUUACAAGUGUAUUUCAUCCUAACUCAAAUUUAAAUGGUAUUUGUUUUCAUUUUUUAUUUAUAAUGCUGAAAUUAUUCCUAUAAUUAUCAAGUUCAACACAAUUUGUUUUGAUCAUAAGCCAUUCGACAUUAUUUUUUAAGAUCUUCUCAUAUGAUAAAUAUAUAUCAAGAUUAAUGUAUCAAAAUGUAUUGCAUACUUUAAAGUAAAAAAACAUUUUUAAAAAUCGAUGCCUCAAAUAAAGUUCUA
Messenger RNA from Diceros bicornis minor, 7208 nucleotides. It is a transcript of the gene NEDD4, whose product is annotated as NEDD4 E3 ubiquitin protein ligase. The transcript has 25 exons. Gene Ontology annotation, molecular function: ubiquitin protein ligase activity; sodium channel inhibitor activity; protein binding. Bases 377 to 4351 code for a protein of 1324 amino acids. The record is from RefSeq and is a predicted model, not a curated record. Gene Ontology annotation, biological process: neuromuscular junction development; ubiquitin-dependent protein catabolic process; receptor internalization. NCBI's taxonomy places the organism in Eukaryota, Metazoa, Chordata, Mammalia, Perissodactyla, Rhinocerotidae.